AUGGUCAUGCCGCACCAACUCCUGCACCCACCACGCGCGGAAGCGCUGCCCAAACGUCGAAGCGCGCUCAAGCCGCAGAAACCGGAGUCGUUCGACCCAAGUCAACGCGACGCAAACGUGCGGACGUGGCUCUUCAUGCUCAACAACUACUUCGCCGCGAGCGGGGUGCAAGAGGCGGACGCGCAGCAGCGGAUCGAGUAUGCCGUGACGCUGUUGAGGGGGCCGGCCUUGGAGUGGUGGCGCCAACUUACGCAGACUGCUGUACGGAGGGCUCAGACGGACGGGCAUCAACAGGGCGUGGGGCAUGCAGCUGCAACUUCGAGCUUAGGGAGUUUAGCUUUGGGUGUUACCACGGUUCCGACGACAUGGGAAGGAUUUGAAGCGGCGCUGAAAAGUAGGUUCGAUUUGGUGAACGCCUCCGAAGCUGCUAGGAAGCGUCUGCGUCAUUUCCGACAGAUAGGAAACGUCCAGGAGUACACACGACGGUUCUUGAGCAUCUGCAACGAGAUAGACGACAUCACGGAAGCAGAGAUGCGCGAUCGCUACCUCGAAGGGUUGAAGGCGGACAUAGCGGAGGUUAUAGCGAUUCACGGGUUGUCCACCUUCGAGUCAGUAGUCGCAGCAGCAGAACGCGUCGACGCAGUACGAAGCCGACGGGGUCGUGACGAUCGCGAUAGGGGAUACAGCAGACCGAUCAACGACACUCGAUCGAGGGACGGACCAUCGCCCAUGGAGAUUGGUGCAGUUAACACAGAUUCCGCAGUCAACUUCAAGGAUGCUCGAAUGGUGGAUGGGACGCCUCUCCACAUAGGACCGAUCAUUCGCAAGUUGCGCGUAGUGCUAGGACCGAUCACAGUUAGGCGUGAUUUCGACUCUGCGACGCUGGACGGAUACGAUUUCAUCUUCGGGAGAGAUUGGCUACGCACGGUUAGUACUCAGUUCGAUUGGGCUCAGGGACGCUGCAGUGUCAAGGUAGACGGGGAGUUCCGGGAGCUGCCACAGUGGAGCGAUGGGGCCACAUCAUCCACAGCUAUCAUUAAUGCUGUUCGUGUGCGACAGUUAGUGAAGCGUGCGGCACGGAUCUUCGCGGUUUUCCUUGAGGAGGUUGAAGCUGAGGAGGGGAAAGGAGGGAGCGCAGCAGUUAGUGAGAAGGCGACUCUUCCUGCUGAAGUGAGUGCACUGUUAGCGGAGUUCGCAGACGUCUUCCCUGACGAGUUGCCCCCAGGGUUACCUCCCAGCCGAGCAGUAGACCAUCGGAUAGAGUUAGAGCCGGGGAGCAGGCCAGUAGCGAAGCCGCAGUGGAGGUUGAGUCCAGCAGAGACAGAGGAGAUGACGCAGCAGGUUAGGCACUUUCUCGCGCAGGGUUUCAUUCAGCCAUCUAGAUCGCCUUGGGCCGCACCGAUCCUUUUCGCGCCUAAGAAAGACGGAGGGUUACGGAUGUGCAUAGAUUACCGCGCACUGAACGCCGCCACCGUCAAGAAUAGGUUCCCGGUGCCGAGAGUAGAGGAUCUCCUAGAUGCAGUGCAGGGCGCUAGAGUCUUCUCCAAGAUCGACCUUCGUUCGGGUUACCACCAGAUUCGUGUAGUUCCAGAGGACCAGCACAAGACGGCGUUUCGUACGAAGCAGGGGUUGUACGAGUUUAGGGUUCUACCGUUCGGAUUGACCAACGCCCCAGCGACGUUUCAGACGCUCAUGAACACAGUCCUCUCGGAGUUCCUAGGUUCGUUCGUCGUAGUUUACCUAGACGACAUCUUGAUCUUCUCCAAGUCGAAAGAGGAGCACGUGCAGCACUUGCAGAAGGUCUUUGAGGUCUUGCGGAGGGAGAAGCUGUACGCGAAGCAGUCUAAGUGCGAGUUCUUCCUCCCCGAGGUCGAGUUCCUAGGACACGUCGUUUCCGCUAGUGGCGUUAGGACCGACCCGAAGAAGAUCGCAGCCGUACAGGAUUGGGUGGCACCGACCUCAGUCAAGGAGUUGCAGAGCUUCCUCGGUUUCGCAAACUAUUACCGUCGUUUCGUUCAGGGUUACGCAUCGAUCGCUAGUCCACUCACCGACCUACUUCGGAAGGGCGUAGAGUACGUUUGGGGUCCAGCGCAGCAGCAGGCGUUCGAGCAGAUGAAACAGUCGCUCACGUCUUCACCGACACUGUCGUACCCUGAUCCCACUCGCCCGUACGUUGUAGUGACCGACGCUUCAGAUCAGGCCAUAGGUGCAGUCCUUCUUCAGGACCAGGGACGCGGGUUGCAGCCGAUCGCGUACGAGUCGCGUAAGCUUAGGGGAGCGGAGUUGAACUAUCCCAUACACGACAAGGAGGCGCUCUCGAUCAUCCACUCGUAUAAGGUGUGGAGGUGCUACCUAGUGUCAGAGGUCCACUGGUGA
This is a messenger RNA of Closterium sp. Yama58-4, 2376 nucleotides long. The record is from the annotation of a GenBank genome assembly. Lineage: Eukaryota; Viridiplantae; Streptophyta; Zygnematophyceae; Desmidiales; Closteriaceae.